Molecule: messenger RNA, 3177 nt
Organism: Parus major (Great Tit)
Lineage: Eukaryota; Metazoa; Chordata; Aves; Passeriformes; Paridae
Gene: ADCY8
Product: adenylate cyclase 8
Exons: 17
Coding region: 85-3093 (1002 amino acids)
Biological process (GO): adenylate cyclase-activating G protein-coupled receptor signaling pathway; cAMP biosynthetic process; intracellular signal transduction
Cellular component (GO): plasma membrane
Molecular function (GO): adenylate cyclase activity
Source: RefSeq, a predicted model, not a curated record
CUCCGCAACUCCUUUAAGUCUCGGGACUUAGAGCGCCUUUACCAGCGCUACUUCUUGGGUCAACGGCGCAAAUCUGAGGUGGUCAUGAACAUCCUGGACGUGCUGACCAAGCUGACCCUACUGUUCCUCCACUUGACCCUGGCCUCUGCUCCCAUGGACCCCAUUAAGGGCAUCCUCUUGGGCUUCUUCACUGGCAUUGAGGUGGUGAUCUGUGCCUUAGUGGUGGUCAGGAAGGACACAACCUCAUACACCUACCUGCAGUACAGCGGUGUUGUCACUUGGGUGGCCAUGGCCAUGCAAAUUCUGGCGGCAGGACUGGGCUGUGGCCUCCUUGGGGAUGGCAUUGGCUAUGUGCUUUUCACGCUUUUUGCCACCUACAGCAUGCUCCCGUUGCCACUCACCUGGGCCAUCCUGGCUGGACUGGUCACCUCUGUCCUGCAGCUCGUCAUGCAGCUGGUUAUCCCCAGGUUUGCCGUGACUUCCCUCAACCAGAUUGCAGCUCAGGCAGUGUUAUUUAUGUGUAUGAACACUGCAGGAAUCUUCAUUAGCUACCUAUCAGACAGAGCCCAGCGUCAAGCCUUUCUGGAGACCAGAAGAUGCGUGGAAGCCAGGCUGAGACUAGAGACAGAAAACCAGCGACAGGAACGGCUGGUGCUCUCUGUGUUACCACGGUUUGUAGUCCUGGAAAUGAUAAAUGACAUGACCAACGUAGAAGAUGAACAUUUGCAGCACCAGUUCCAUAAGAUUUACAUUCAUCGUUAUGAGAAUGUCAGCAUUCUUUUUGCAGAUGUUAAAGGAUUCACCAACCUUUCUACAACUCUGUCAGCCCAGGAGCUGGUCCGAAUGCUGAAUGAACUCUUUGCCAGAUUUGAUCGACUCGCACAUGAACAUCAUUGUCUCAGAAUAAAGAUCCUGGGGGAUUGUUACUACUGUGUGUCGGGGCUCCCAGAACCUCGCCAGGACCAUGCACACUGCUGCGUUGAAAUGGGGCUCAGCAUGAUCAAAACUAUCAGAUAUGUCAGAUCAAGAACAAAGCACGACAUUGACAUGAGAAUAGGGAUUCAUUCUGGAUCAGUUCUGUGUGGAGUGCUGGGCCUGAGAAAGUGGCAGUUUGAUGUCUGGUCAUGGGACGUGGAUAUUGCAAACAAACUCGAGUCAGGUGGAAUUCCUGGGAGGAUUCACAUCUCCAAAGCCACUCUGGACUGCCUGAAUGGGGAUUAUAAAGUUGAAGAAGGGCAUGGCAAAGAGCGCAAUGAAUUCCUGAGGAAACAUAACAUUGAGACUUAUUUAAUUAAACAGCCUGAGGAGAGUCUAUUGACUUUACCUGAAGAUAUUGUGAAAGAGGCUGUCAGCUCCUCUGACAGGAGAAACAGUGGAGCUACGUUUACUGAAGGAUCCUGGAGCCCUGAACUUCCAUUUGAUAACAUAGUGGGAAAACAAAACUAUUCUCAAAUGCGGGAUGAAGUAUUCAAAUCAAACUUGGUGUGUGCAUUUAUUGUUCUUGUAUUUAUCACCGCUAUCCAAAGCUUGCUCCCUUCUUCCAGGGUGAUCCCAAUGGUCAUUCAGUUUUCAAUCCUGAUUAUGCUGCACUCCGCUCUUGUGCUGAUAACUACGGCAGAGGAUUACAAAUGUUUACCCUUAAUGCUUCGGAAAACUUGCUGCUGGAUUAAUGAGACCUACUUGGCAAGGAAUGUCAUUAUAUUUGCAUCCAUUCUGAUUAAUUUUCUUGGAGCCAUCAUCAAUAUUCUAUGGUGUGAUUUUGACAAACCAAUAGCCCUGAAGAACCAGACCUUCAAUUCCUCUGCUUCUUUUACAGACAUCUGUUCCUGUCCUGAGUAUUUUGUCUUCACUGGUGUGCUGGCAAUGGUGACUUGUGCAGUCUUUCUUCGUCUCAACUCUGUCCUGAAGCUGGCAGUUCUUCUCAUCAUGAUUGCCAUCUACUCUCUUCUGACUGAGACCAUUUAUGCUUCCCUUUUUCUGCAAUAUGACAACUUUAACCACAAUGGAGACACAGACUUCCUGGGUACAAAGGAGGCAUCUUUGCUACUGAUGGCAAUGUUCCUUUUAGCUGUAUUUUAUCAUGGUCAACAGCUUGAAUACACAGCAAGGCUGGAUUUUCUGUGGCGUGUUCAAGCAAAAGAAGAAAUCAAUGAAAUGAAGGAGCUGAGGGAGCACAAUGAAAAUAUGCUACGGAACAUUUUACCCAGUCAUGUUGCCCGUCACUUCCUGGAGAAGGAUCGGGAUAAUGAAGAAUUAUACUCUCAGUCCUAUGAUGCUGUUGGUGUGAUGUUUGCUUCUAUUCCUGGAUUUGCUGACUUUUAUUCCCAGACUGAAAUGAAUAACCAAGGAGUAGAAUGUCUGCGCUUACUGAAUGAAAUCAUUGCAGACUUUGAUGAGUUACUAGGUGAAGAGAGAUUUCAAGAUAUUGAAAAAAUUAAAACAAUUGGCAGCACGUACAUGGCCGUGUCAGGAUUGUCACCUGAAAAACAGCAAUGUGAAGACAAAUGGGGACAUUUGUGUGCCCUGGCUGACUUCUCCAUAGCUCUGAAUGAAAGCAUCCAGGAGAUCAACAAGCAUUCCUUCAACAACUUUGAGCUCCGGAUUGGGAUUAGCCAUGGCUCUGUCGUAGCAGGAGUUAUCGGUGCUAAGAAACCCCAGUACGAUAUCUGGGGCAAAACAGUGAAUUUAGCAAGUCGAAUGGACAGCACAGGUGUUAGUGACAGAAUCCAAGUGCCUGAAGAAACGUAUCUGAUCCUGAAGGACCGGGGAUUUGCCUUCGACUACCGAGGAGAAAUUUAUGUCAAAGGUAUCAGUGAACAGGAAGGAAAAAUCAAAACAUAUUUUCUUCUAGGAAGAGUUCAACCAAAUCCUCUGAUCUUACAACCAAGAAAACUGACUGGACAGUAUUCAUUAGCAGCUGUUGUAUUAGGACUUGUACAGUCUCUUAACAGGCAAAAACAGAAACAAAUUCUUAAUGAGAACAAUAACUCUGGAAUCAUAAAAGGACAUUACAACCGGAGGACUUUGCUCACUCCCGGUGGAUCUGAGGCAGCAGCCCAAGCAGAGGGGGCUGACAAAACUGAAUUACCAUAAUCAGCAUUGUUUGUGGGGUUGUUUUUUGUAUUUCUUUUAUAUAUAAAAAUAAAUAUACAAAUAAAAAGGGUUUAAUUUUUUUUA